CCACACCAUCACCCUUGCACAGGACAGCCCAUAUGGAGUGCGUGUUGGUCACUACAACCCUGGCUUUCCCACUGGAGGUAGUCAGCAGGGAGGCUACUUCCAGGUCAUCAACAUGCUGUCAGAACUUGAUGAACCAGGGGAGUACUAUAUAGACAGAACCAACAAAAAACUGUACCUGUGGCCCAACACACCUCUACAAACACUGACAUCAUCAGAUAUUGUGUAUGUCUCAAUUCUGUCCAGGUGCAUAAGAAUAGAAAGUGUUGCUCAGAAGCUGAACUUUGAAGACUUUACUGUGGAGAAUUGCCGUCAACAUGGAGUGAGCAUUGCAAAUGGUCAUGACAUAACCUUCAAGAAUAUGGAGAUUAAAAACACAGGUUCAUAUGCCAUUAACUGUGAAGGAGAUUGCCGUCGAGUCUCUGUGCUGGCUUCAGAGAUCCAUGAUACCUGUGGUGGAGUCCUCAUAAAAGGUGGAGAUCCUAAAACAUUGACCUCCUCAGAGGUCUUGUUGCAAGACAACCAUGUGUGGGACUUCAGUCGUAUAGGGGCUGUACCCUGUAAAGCGUUUGAGAUAGGUGGCGUUCAUGUAACAGUGAGCCAUAACUACAUUCACCAUGGGCAGUACACAGGGAUCUGGUGGACUGGUAAUGAUCAUGUUAUUGAGUACAACCAUGUUCAUCAUAUGUGCUGGAAUUCCAGUGACUGUGGAGCCAUCCACAGUGGUCGUGAUUGGACUUGGCGUGGAAACAUAAUUCGUAAAAACCACAUUCACCACACCCUUCGUUACUUCCCUGGAGCUGAUGUCCGAGGCAUCAUGUUGGACGAUGAAUACUCCAGUGUUCUGAUUGAAGGCAACGUCUUUUAUGAUAAUGAAGUACAUGCAAACAUUGGAGGCGGCCGUGAUAACAUCAUACGACAAAAUGUUAUGUACAAUGCCGCUAAAUACUCUAUUCAGGUGGAUGGAAGGGGACUUGGAUCAAGUGGUCAUGGAGUCUACUUGACCCAGAAACUGCAGCACAGCCUGUUCAACACAACGCUGUGGAAGACUAGAUACCCAGAACUGGCUGCUAUUCUCCAGAAACAUCCCACUGCUCCUGAAGGUAACCAAAUCUACGACAACAUUUUCUACAACCGACCCGGCAUUCAAAGGAUACAUUACGUUGGAAGCAACCUUGAGAGAAAAGAUUACUAUGAUGUUCACAAUAACUUCAGGGCAUACAGCCCUGGCGACUUCUGGUCUCCCAAAGAUGCUGACUUCCGACUGCGUUGUAAUGCUGUUCAGUGGGCUGAUGAAGAACAGUUUCCCAGUCCAGUGUCAGUGGAGGAUGUGGGUCCUCAGGUUCCCACUGGUCCUAACUAUCUCAGGGCUCACAGACAUCCAGCCAGUGCCAGAACCACCGCAGUUCCUGUUGCCUGUGACUCUAGCACUGUAGCCCCAGCAACCACUGCCCCCCGUGGUUCCUACAUGCCUGAUGGUUCCAGUCCAAACACCUUGUAUCCUAAUAUUCCUAAAGAAGGCUGCUGGUUUGUUGUGGACCACUGUCCCAAAGCCACGGCUGCAGAAGGAACACACAAGGACGACAUUGGGACUCAAGCAGGCACAGAGGAGGGUUGUCUGGCACGCGCCGCCCAACAGUGGCGCUACUGUGGAUCCAGUGCAACUGGUCAGGUGGUCGCUGUCUACGGACCUACAGGUGCGAUGACAGUAGCUGGAGAUGGCUGUUUUAUCGCCGAGUAUGGAUGUCAGACACAAAACCCAGGCUUCCACCGGGACACGUGGGCUGAACAACACCAGAACGCUUCCCACAACGAGGCGGCCUGCUUGGCACGUGCAGCCGCUCAGUGGGCCUCCUGCAGCUCGCACGCUGAUCGCCCUAUCACCAGCAUCUACAGGCCCACAGGUCACUUCAGAACAGCAGGCGCAGGCUGUUGGAUCAAGAUCCCAUCUUGUCCAGCUGACCACACUCUUCAGGGAUACUUUUAUGAUGCCUGGGGGGCCACUAACCUUGCAACAGAUCGCGAUCGUGAUGAAUGUCUUGAUCGGGCAGACCGAUUUUGGAUGCAUUGUGGUUCCCAUGACAACGCACCAGUCACAGCGUUUUACCGGCCGUCUGGUGCCAGCCGCACUGUGCCGUGAUGGGCACGUCACUCAAGCGAGACGCCAACAGUUGGAAACGUCACUUUGUUGUUUAAAAACAAACACCUGGUUGUGUUCUGUAAAUUAAAAAUUGGGGCUAUUCGUCCUGCUGGUUGCUUGUUU
This is a messenger RNA of Pomacea canaliculata, 2260 nucleotides long. RefSeq lists its product as uncharacterized. The record is from RefSeq and is a predicted model, not a curated record. The transcript has 17 exons. Bases 113 to 2137 code for a protein of 674 amino acids. Lineage: Eukaryota; Metazoa; Mollusca; Gastropoda; Architaenioglossa; Ampullariidae.